Molecule: messenger RNA, 1910 nt
Organism: Cricetulus griseus (Chinese hamster)
Lineage: Eukaryota; Metazoa; Chordata; Mammalia; Rodentia; Cricetidae
Source: RefSeq, a predicted model, not a curated record
UAAGGGCGUCAGACUAAGGUCGACUUAAGAAUGCUGGAUCUUCCUAAUAAUUGGUGCUAAUGGCGUGUUGUAUAGUCUUAACUUGACACAUAUGGUUUCAUAACACAGUGGCUUAAUUUCUUCCAAAUGUACGUGGCCCUGACUGUGUUGCAGUUUGAUAUAUGACCCCGCCCUGCUCCCAGGCCGGGGUCCGAGGCGACCCGGUAAAGUGUGAGACUGUGUUUAUAAAGAGCGGCGUACACACAAAAUGCUUACACACCCAAACAGACACACCUUAGAGUUGGGAAGGCGGCAUUUUCCUGGCGAGGGCCCAGACACUGGGAGCCAGACUCACCUUCAGUCUGAGUCAAUCCCUCUCGUCUUCUCCCAGAAGCUCGACUGAGAGUCUUCGCCUAGCUGUGUGGGGGAGGGGAUAGCUCGAUUUCCUGUUUAAACCCAGACCCAUCGCCUGCGCGCGGGGGUGGGGUGGGGGACAGUGGGUAGAGGACCCGUUUUUAUCAAAUUGUUAAAAAUACAAUUCGACUUCAUUCAAAUCAAACCCCUUGAGCCACAGCCGAUGGUGAAUCCUCUCUCCCAUCCCCCCCACAACCACCUUCCUUUUCCCAGCCCCCCCAAAAUUCCCCUUUUGCAGUCGACAUAAAGGCCUCUGAGGUAUUCUCCCGGGGGAAGAAAUGGCAUUUUCUCUCCCCUUUCCCACCCCACCCCCCAAUAGGACUGGUGUGUCGGCAGAGGCGUCUGCCGAGGGGCUAAUUUCGCGUUCCUUGUUUACGACCAAGAAAAGCGCUUGGCUCUUCCCAAAUGGGCCCAGCCUGCCGCCUGCUCCCGCUGCUGCGCGCUCUCCCGCUGCCCGAGCCUGGCCCCGAGGCGGAUGCUGGGGGGAACCAGGCUAGGGCUGCCCAGGACGGGAGUCUGUGGGACCUGAAAAGGGCCAAGGGAGUGCGUUGAGACAGUGGAGGGGUCCUGGAGGCCAGAACGUGAGCCUUUCUCCUGGCGUACAGUGGGAACCGCGAUCGGACGUCCUCCCCAACGUCGCCCUCAAUUCCACCGCCUAUGAUCCAGUGAGGCAUUUCUCGACCUAUGGAGCAGCCGUAGCUCAGAACCGGAUCUACUCGACUCCCUUUUAUUCGCCACAGGAGAAUGUCGUGUUCAGUUCCAGCCGGGGGCCGUAUGACUAUGGAUCUAAUUCCUUUUACCAGGAGAAAGACAUGCUCUCAAACUGCAGACAAAACACCUUAGGACAUAACACACAGACCUCAAUCGCUCAGGAUUUUAGUUCUGAGCAGGGCAGGACUGCGCCCCAGGACCAGAAAGCCAGUAUCCAGAUUUACCCCUGGAUGCAGCGAAUGAAUUCGCACAGUGGGGUCGGUUACGGAGCUGACCGGAGGCGCGGCCGCCAGAUCUACUCUCGGUACCAGACCCUGGAACUGGAGAAGGAAUUUCACUUCAACCGCUACCUAACCCGGCGCCGGCGCAUCGAGAUCGCCAAUGCUCUGUGCUUGACCGAGCGACAGAUCAAAAUCUGGUUCCAGAACCGCCGGAUGAAGUGGAAAAAAGAAUCUAAUCUCACGUCCACGCUUUCGGGGGGCGGCGGAGGGGCAGCCGCCGACAGCCUGGGCGGAAAAGAGGAAAAGCGAGAAGACACAGAAGAGGAGAAGCAGAAAGAGUGACCAGGACUGCCCUUGCACCCCUCUCUCCUCCCUUGCUCAUCCCAGCUCCCCGAAUCACAUACUCUGUAUUUAUCACUGGCACAAUUGAUGUGUUGUGACUUCCUAAAACAAAACAGGGAGUCAGACUUGGACCUGAAAGUCAGCUCUGGACCCCCUCCCUCACUGCACAACUCUUCACCAGCCUCCUCCUCUAGUUCCCUCGCUAGCUCCUUGUCUGGCUUGUCUGGCUUGUCUGCAGGCCCC